Messenger RNA from Ascoidea rubescens DSM 1968, 1310 nucleotides. RefSeq lists its product as uncharacterized. Lineage: Eukaryota; Fungi; Ascomycota; Saccharomycetes; Ascoideales; Ascoideaceae. Bases 51 to 1244 code for a protein of 397 amino acids. The transcript has a single exon. The record is from RefSeq and is a predicted model, not a curated record.
GAUUACGCAGAGAAACUAUUAUGUUUGUUCUUGAGACUUUUCGAUAGGAUAUGACAAAGUUACAGGAGAAGGAAUACGAGGAUGACUUCAACAGAAUUGUUGAAUUUAGAGAUCAAAUGCUUAUCAUCGCUUCCAAAUCGCGAAAUGCUACCACCUUGAAUCGCUAUAAUAAACUUGUAGAUGAUAAGUUGAUAUUUCAAAAUUGGCUAAAUUUGGAAAAUUUGGAAGGUCCAGAUCUGCCCAAGCCAAACAGUGUCAAAGACAAUAGUUAUGAACCUACUAACGCUAUAGAUGUCUUAGAUACUGUAGACACUAUAGACACUGUUGGUAAUGCAGAUACUAUAGAUGCAGCUACUAAAGGCAACACCACUUUAAAUAUUGUGGAAUCAGUUGAAAACACAGAAAAGAAUUCAUUUCAAAAAGAGGCUAAUACUAAUAUAUAUAAUCAUGCAGAGGCUUCGAAUAUUCAAAGUAUUCCUGUAAUCCAGCUGCAAAAGUCAUUUCAAAAUCAGAAUCAGAAUCAGAAUCAAAAUCAAAAUCAAAAUCAAAAUCAGAUUUCUUUUUUUUCUCACUUUCAAAAUCACAAUCAAAGCCAAAAUCAAAAUUAUUACUCCAACAUUCCAUUUGUACCUAAAACCAAUAAAUCCUCUUUGAAUGUUGAUUCUCUUAUGCCUUCCAAUAAUUUUUUCAACACCGAUAAUUUUUCACUGAUAAAAUCUAGCAAUUCUGGUUAUUUACCACCUUCUAGCCAUCAAAUUAAUCACUUCAAUCAUUUAAAACAGAUAAAUCAGGUCAAACAAGUGAAUCAAGUGAAUCAAGUGAAUCAAGUGAAUAAAAACUAUGGGCUUUUUCAAAAUUAUAAUCAACUUCUCACUUUUCCAUUUAUAUCAUCAAAAAUAAAUAAAAAAAAAAAAAAAAAAAAGAAAGUCAAAAAUUUACAACAAACAGACAAUAAUUCAAUUGAUUUGCAAUCAAGUUUGUUGCAAAAUCCCAAUUUUUUUUUUGAUAUUAAUACCAAUCCUCAAAUUUCUUUGAACGAUCAAAUCUUUUUAAAUCAACAAAACCAGAAUCAAAAUCAAUUUCAAUUUCAAGAACAAAACCAUAAUCAAAAUCAAAAUCAUAACCAAAAUCAUAAUCAAUUUAAUAAUCCCAUUAAUCUAUAUAACGUAUAUAACACUAAUGGUAGUAUAAAUCAAAAACAAUCAACUACCAAAUUUGAUGAUCAUUUUGAUCUAGAUUAUUGACUGUUAUUUAUUUGAUUUCAUUUAUUUUUUUAUAUACUCUUUUAAUUUGUGUUUUUCAUCUUUACG